Molecule: messenger RNA, 1500 nt
Organism: Spodoptera litura
Lineage: Eukaryota; Metazoa; Arthropoda; Insecta; Lepidoptera; Noctuidae
Product: phosducin-like protein 3
Source: RefSeq, a predicted model, not a curated record
CAAUUCACAUUGUCAAUUUUUUGUGAAUAAAUAGCGGUGCCCGUGCUGAAAUUCACAAAGAAUUGUUUUAAAAUUACUUAAAUUGACAAUAAUUAACAUCAAAAACUGUGGCUAUAUAAAAUUUAUCUCAUUCCCUAUAUAGUGCAACGUCAUUUUACCGCGGAAAAAGCAGUAGCGACCUACAGCCAUGGACCAGUUACUACAGCAGGUUGCCUCCAACAUGGAGAAGCAGCUGGACAAUGAGAUUGAGAGGUUGGAGACGAUGGAUUCUAGUGACCUGGAGGCUAUCAGACAGCAGAGGAUCGCAGAGAUGAAGAAACGCGCUAAGGCCAAGCAGGAGUGGCUAGCUAAUGGCCAUGGGGAGUACACAGAAAUAGACGGCGAGAAAGAGUUCUUCACAGUGUGCAACAAGAGUGAGCACGUGGUCUGCCACUUCUAUAAGAACGACAGUCCUCGCUGCAAGAUCGUGGACAUGCAUCUCAAAGUACUGGCCAAGAAACAUGUUGAGACGCGGUUCGUCAAGCUGGAUGUUGAGAGAGCUCCGUUUUUGACUGGUCGUCUGAAGAUCCGUGUGAUCCCCACGAUAGGGCUGGUGAAGGAGAACAAGACUAAAGACUUUAUAGUCGGGUUCACUGACCUCGGGAACAGAGAUGACUUCUCCACUGAGAUGCUGGAGUGGCGGAUAGCCAGAUCAGACAUAAUAGAAUACUCAGGCGACCUCCUGGUCCCUCCGGAGGAGGCUCGCAAGGCGCGUAAACUGCAGAUACAGAACAAAAAAACCAUCAGAGGUACUCCGGACUCCGACUCAGAUUUAGAACUCAGCGAUUAACAGACCAUAGUCCAUUAGUUAUCGUGUAAAUUAACAAUAGAUAUAACUAUAUAUUAUUUAAAUGGAUUCCUAAAUUAUGCUUGUUUAACAUCAUCAGCCUCUAAGUGGCCACUGCUGACCAAAGGCCUCUUCUCACACGGAGAAUGUUUGGGCAUCAAUCACCUCACUUGGUUACUCAAUGCGGGUUGGUGAUUUCAAACUUAUAAUUAGUAAUUAUAAGGCCAGGUUUUCCUCACCAUGUUCGAAGGUCGUGUAGAUGAUGUUGGCAAUUAAAUACACUGGUUUGUGUUGCCAUCAUAACAAAAAAUUAAUUACAAUGUGUAUAAAUCUCAAUUUUAUGUAUUAGUUUUAAAUUACUGCACAAAAUUAUGUUUUAACAAGCAAAACAUUCCUUUUGCAUACUUUCUAACAAAAUUCUGGCAAAAAUACACUUUUUUAUAAAACAAAAAAAUGUCCUGCGUGAAUGGUGCUAAGCGAUUGUACAACUUAUUGUAGAGAACAUAGAGUACAUAUUUCUUUGAGCGUAUUUGCGUAGUGUGACCAGACUCCGUAACGGUAGUUUGGUAGUUUUCGCUAGUUUGUGUUCGGGUUAUUAUAUUUGUGUGUUAAACGUUUAAUGUACAAUACAAUGCAUUAUUAUUAAAAUAUUUUGAAUAAACACCUUUUUUAAC